AUGGAGGCGAUUGCUCUGAAUGGGAGGAUGGUCAGGUGGCAAAUAUUACUUUUCGAAUUUGAUAUAGUAUAUGUGAGCCAGAAAGCCGUGAAAGGGAGUGCAAUAGCUUAUUUUCUAGCUAGCGGAGCCUUGGAGGAUUACGAGCCUUUGAAUUUUGAUUUUCCAAAUGAGGACCUGAUGUAUGUGGCAACCACUGAGGAAAACCCCCAAGUGGAUCUCAUAUGGAAGCUAAAAUUUGAUGAAGCUUCAAACGCUGUAGGUAAUGGAAUUGGGGAAGUCCUGGUAUCCCCAAGCGGAUAUCAUUAUCCUUUUACUUGCAAAUUGGAUUUUGAUUGUACAAACAACAUGGCAAAAUAUGAAGCAUGCAUCAUGGGCAUUCGUGUAGCUAUAGAACGUGAAAUCAAGGUAUUAGAAGUAUAUGAGGAUUCAGCAUUGGUGAUAUACCAACUCAGAGGUGAAUGGAAAACGAGAGAUUCCAAAUUAGUCAAUUAUCAGAAGCUGGUUCUCGAGUUGAUUGAAAAGUUUGAUGACAUUACUUUCUGUUAUCUCCCACGAGAUGAAAACUAG
Molecule: messenger RNA, 567 nt
Organism: Gossypium raimondii (Peruvian cotton)
Lineage: Eukaryota; Viridiplantae; Streptophyta; Magnoliopsida; Malvales; Malvaceae
Exons: 1
Coding region: 1-567 (188 amino acids)
Molecular function (GO): RNA-DNA hybrid ribonuclease activity; nucleic acid binding
Source: RefSeq, a predicted model, not a curated record